Molecule: messenger RNA, 700 nt
Organism: Telopea speciosissima
Lineage: Eukaryota; Viridiplantae; Streptophyta; Magnoliopsida; Proteales; Proteaceae
Product: thaumatin-like protein 1
Biological process (GO): defense response
Cellular component (GO): extracellular region
Source: RefSeq, a predicted model, not a curated record
AUGGGCAUCUCAAGAAAUCUUCCAUUCUCCUUCCUCCUUUUAUUCUCUAGUUUACUCGUCUUCACCUUAGCCCAUGGAGCCACCUUUGAGGUCCAAAACCAAUGCUCCUACACAAUUUGGGCUGGCGCUUCACCCGGUGGUGGCAAGCAACUCGACUCCGGCCAAUCAUGGACUAUCGACGUGUCUGCUGGCACUACAGGCGGCAGAAUUUGGGGUCGUACCAGCUGCAACUUCGACGGAAAUGGCCAGGGGAGUUGCGAGACAGGCGACUGUGGCCGGCUACAGUGCCAAGGCUAUGGUUCACCACCAAACACCUUAGCCGAAUUCGCAUUAAACCAAUACCAAAACUUGGACUUCUUUGAUAUAUCUCUAGUUGAUGGAUUUAACAUCCCAAUGGACUUUAGCCCAACCUCCGGCGAUUGCAAAGGGAUCCGAUGCUCGGCCGACAUCAAUGGCGAAUGUCCUCAAGAAUUGAAGGCCCCUGGAGGAUGUAACAACCCGUGCACCGUGUACAAGACCGACGAAUACUGUUGUACCUCGGGGAGCUGUAGUGCGACCGAUUACUCCCGAUUCUUCAAAGAGAGGUGCCCAGAUGCAUAUAGUUACCCUAAGGAUGAUCAAACAAGCACAUUCACUUGCCCUGGUGGUACUAACUACAAGGUUGUGUUUUGCCCUUCAUGAAUUUAGCCUUUCAUCAAUC